Desarmillaria tabescens is the source of this 753-nucleotide messenger RNA. RefSeq lists its product as uncharacterized. Lineage: Eukaryota; Fungi; Basidiomycota; Agaricomycetes; Agaricales; Physalacriaceae. The record is from RefSeq and is a predicted model, not a curated record. Bases 1 to 753 code for a protein of 250 amino acids. The transcript has 7 exons.
AUGUUCAAGCCCAUGGAACAGGUUCCGCCCUUAGUAUCGGACGCUCUCAUCCCCGAAGGGAAGUUGUCUCUGGGACGCACGCCGGGAACGGUCAAAAUCCGGAUCACCUGUAAAACAACAGUGCGAGACGAAGCGCAGAUGCCACCUGAAAACAGUCAUAGGCAGCCAGUCACGAAGGAGGAGGCGAUGUUGCGGUGGCAGACUGAUAUCAAGUUUUCUCUGGUGGGCUAUCCAGUGUUCCGUACAGUACGCGAUCUGCCUUCGAAGAGUGUUGUGAAAUCGAAGCGGAUGUACAAGGCAGUCCGCCAUAAUAAACCAGCGAACCUAUCCAAAGCCCAUUUCCAUGUGCGAACACUGGUAGCAAAGGUUGCCUUCUUUUCAAAUUGCAUGUCCCCAUCAGCAAGUGGUAGCAUGCCUGCAGCUAAAAGUGACGCCCAACUACAGGCUAGUUCUAUCAUUUCAGCUUUAUAUUUCACUAUCGAGGAUUCACAUCCACCUCGUGCGACCCACAUCUCUUUUCUGUUCGCACUGCUUGAUUUCUCUGUCACACAUACUGCUUACUCACCGGAAUCUCCAAAGCUUACUUUUUAUCCGGCUGGGAAACCUUUCGUGCUGCGCUUUGCUCCUUGGCUGAGCGCUCACGGGAACGCCAUGCGUACAUCUAUUCACCGUCCGGAUGGUUGUGCAGCGACGUAUGCUUCAAACCCUCAAUUCUAUUGCAAGUCUCUUUCUGUUAUCGGGAGCGUGGGAUAG